GGGGAGCCGGGCGCCCCUGGCGCCCCCGCCGCGGCGUCGCCCGAGGCCGAGCCCCGCGAGAACCUGCUGACAUGGCCGAACAUGGGACCGAUGAGCCAUCCUCCAGGACAGGAAGUCCCGACGGAGAAGACCGGGUCUCUGGGGACAGACUGUUGCUGCAUCAGAGGCUGGCUGUCAGAGAGCUCAUUGACACCGAGGUCUCCUACCUGCAUAUGCUCCAGCUCUGUGCCUCAGACAUCAGGAGCCGCCUGCAGCAGCUGCCCCAGGGGGAUCUGGAUGUCCUGUUCUCAAACAUCGAUGAUGUCAUUGAGGUGAACAGCAGAUUUCUUCACAAUCUCCAAGAGACGGCAUCCAGGGAGGAGGAACAAGUGCUCUUAAUUGGUAACUUUUUCCUGGAAUUCCAAGAGGAGCUGGAGCGAGUCUAUAAGGUCUACUGUGCCAGCUACGACCAGGCCUUGCUGCUGGUGGAGACCUACCGGAAGGAGCCAGAGCUGCAGCGAGAGAUCCAGGGCGUCCUUGAGGCAGUGGUGCCACAAGCUGGGCCCUCGGGCCUCAGUUUCUUACUGGUAGCCCCUCUGCAGAGGAUUACCAAGUACCCACUGCUGCUGCAGAAAAUCCUGGAAAACACGGUCCCUGACGCCAGUGCCUACCCUGUACUUCAGAGGGCUGCCUCUGCCCUCCAAGACGUGAACACCAACAUCAAUGAGUAUAAGAGGCGCAAGGAAGUGGCCUCCAAGUACACUAAAGUGGGGCAGCUGACGCUCCGGGAGAGGCUGGCCCGGAUCAACACUCACACUCUCUCCAAGAAGACCACCAGGCUGAGCCAGCUGCUGAAGCAGGAGGCGGGGCUCGUGCCCAAGACAGAAGACAAGGAAUUCGAUGACUUGGAAGAGGGGUUCCACUUGGUUUCACUGUGUGUGACAGAGCUGAAGAACAACGUGGCUGUUUACCUGGAUCAUCUGGAGGCUUUCCUCCGCUUCAGGCCCCAGGAAUACGAGCUGGACAUCCCCGGGGGGCCUGUGGAACAGUACUGCAGCCUGAUGGGAGACCUCCAGCUCCAGGCCUUCCCAGACUUUAAGCGGCGGCUGGAAGGCCUGGUGUGGCAGCCAUUGUGUGACCUGGCUAGGGCCCUGGCCGGCCCGCACAACCUCAUCAAGAAGCGUCUGGACAAACUACUGGACUUUGAGAGGGUGGAAGAGAAGCUGUUGGAGGCAGGCAGCGUGACGUAUGAGGAGCAGGAGGCCCGGCACACGUACCAGGCCCUCAACUCCCUACUAGUGGCUGAACUCCCGCAGCUCAACCAGCUGGCCGUGCGGUGGCUGGGCCAGAUCCUGUGCACGUUCGUGGACCUCCAGAGGGACCUUGCGAAGCAAGUGCUGCAGAGGGCAGAGGGCAGCUUGGCCCAGCUGCCUCACCGCCACCUCUCUGAGCCAGCCUUCAGGAAGCUGGUGGAGGAUGUGCUGGGCCAGACUGGUCACCAGCUUUGCUCCUUUCAAGAGAACUUCAAGAAAGUGCUGCCGCCUCCCACCACACAGCCGUUCCUUCCGGGGGCUGAACGCCAGGUGCAGGCGCUGCUGAGCAAGUACGGUCCGGAAAAGCUGUACCAGGCGACAAGCAACAUCAGCGGGGCUGGGACUCUGGAGCUGACACUGCUGCGGGGCCAAAUUGUGGCUCUCCUUCAAAACAAGGACACCAAAGGCAACAGCGGCCGCUGGCUGGUGGACACUGGGGGGCAUCGAGGGUACGUGCCAGCUGGGAAACUGGAGCUGUUCCGUGGCAUCCCCGGUCAGGAGGACGCCAAAGAGCAGGUGCAGCCUCACAAGGACUCCUGUCACCUGACACCUAAGCCCACCCCAGCCGUAGUCCCCUCUGUCCCAACGGUGACCCAGGUGGUGGCAGUGUACCCCUUCGUGGCCAGAAGCAGCCAUGAAGUGAGUCUGCAGGCAGGCCAGCUGGUGACUGUCCUGGAGGCCCAGGACAAGAAGGGGAACCCAGAAUGGAGCCUCGUGGAAGUGAACGGACAGAGGGGCUAUGUGCCUUCCAGCUUCCUGGCCAAGGCCCCAAGCCCCGCUCUGUGGGGCUGGAGUCUGCCCUCUUAGGGUGCCCUCCUCGGAGUCUGCAUUGCAAAGGGAUGGGGAGGCUUAGAUGCUGUGACCCUGGGAGGGAAGGGAAGCCAAGAGAAGGCAAGGCUGGGAGGGGAGUUCAGGCCAAGUUUGGGUGAAGGGUGCCAGAGGAGGUGGGUGGGCCUUGCAGAGUACCUGGCCCCGCCUGGGUGAGCAUGAAGGCUCCAGGCAGAACCACAUGUUAUGUCUGCAAAGAAUGUGGUUCCCAUCUGAAGUCACAGCAGCCCGGAUGGCAGGUCCGAUUGAAAAGGAUUUACUGUAGCUUCUGGCCAAUCUUACCUGUGGUUUCAUCCAGCCCCGCCCCCGGGAGUGGCUCACCCACAUGAAGGGCACCCGUGUGCGAUGGGGUUACAGGGACACACGGGAGAAGUCCAGGACUACCUGCCCUGACGGUCCACUUCCUUCGUGGGGCAUUAGGAGACACCACCGCCGACCAGUCACCUUUCAUUUCUCCUCGCUGGGAGCUGAGCUAUCUGGGCAGCGAACCUCUGGAAGCCCCCUUCUAGCAGGGAAGCCAGGCCGGUGGGGCCGGUGGAAAGGAUCUCCGGAGAUGGUUGGCUGAGCCUGGGAGUGGGCGUGGCCACGUCACAGACCUGGAAUGUGUUUAGGCAAAUUUAGAGGCUGUUCCGGGGAAGGGGGGAUUUUGAAGGUGUGUAGGGUGGGGCGUGUGAGGCUGUUGCACACUGCUGCUGUGUGCUCUGGAUUAGGGAACAAAGGAUAUGCAAAUUCCUGAGGCAACUCUGCAGCCAGUAAUCAAACAGCCUGGGGUGGAGGAGCUCAGGCGAUGGCUUGGUUUCCUGUUUUUGGAAGUUGGGAGCCAGGGGGAAUCCCCCUUCCCACCCCCACCCCCACCCCCCGUGGCUCCAGGGCCUGGAGGCAGCUGCAAUGUAAUGUCAGUUGGCUGUGAGGCCUUAGACGUAGGACCCAGCCUGUUUUCCCAUCCACAAAGCAAGCUUGUGGUGAGAAAGACCUGAGGCGAAGGAUGGGAAGCUGCUUGUGAAUUGCAAUGUGUGAUAUACAUGUAAAUUGCCUUUGGUAGCAGGAGGUGCCCAGGAGUGGUCUCAGGGUGGCCUCAGCAUCACCUGGCCCAGCUGCAGCCAGGAGCGUUAGUGCAGUCGCUACUCAUUCCCCGGCCCGUGCCAGACGUUGUUAAGCAAUAUGGCGGCCUUUCCCAUAAACUCAGGGUCUACUUCAGGAUCCUUCUCAACACUGCGUUCUAGGUGGCCAGUCUCUUGAACUUGGUGAGAUCAACCCUUUCCAGAACCUGGAAAUUGAAAACCAGUUUCUGUCCCACUGGGGCAAUUUGGGGUGCAGCCACUGUUGAAUCAUCUGGGCUGUCACUUUGGCUAAGAUAAAUCUCAAUGUUCACCGAAGGGGGUGGUCCAGCACAAUCUUUAAUACAAAUUAUAAAUUUUGGGACCAACCCAAGUUACAGGAUGUGGAAAAACUGGUGGCAGUUCUGACUUCUUUCCAAGAAUAUCUCCAUGCUGUUGUAACUGUAGGGCCUAACGCUGUUGGCUCUAGUUUUUGAAGGGCUUUUAAGAAAUACACGUGCCUGUGUGAGAGUCUGCCCCUCACUCCUCAGCCUGUGGAAGCGGCAGAUGCAUAACGCAAGAGAAACGGAGUCCCCAGCCCUUUCCCAGCACCAAAUUCACUCUCUAAGUUGCUCUCGGCUCAUUUUCUUUUCUCUUCCCUGCUCUAGUAUGUCAUCGGGGCUGGGGAUCUGCCCAAGACACACAGUGGUGGACAAGAGGGGACAUUCGGUCAGAAGUGGCCACGGGCUGUAAGCUCCGACGUGCCCCAUCUGAGCUCUGUCCUAGCUUAGAUUUUUUUUUUUUAAUAGGCGGCUUUAGAGGUGAUGUGAAAUAGGACAGCCUGUUCUGUCAGGUCCCAGAAUGUAUAUUUAUUAAGUGCCAUUAAAAGGGACCUGAACAAAAUUGGAUGUUCUGGAAGGCAUAAGGGAGAAACCUGAAAUACACGUGGAACCAAAUCUAUCUCGUGAGGGGAAAGGAAAAUGUGUUCAGUAGCACACGGGUUGUGGUUUCUCAUAGAUAAGAGGAUGAGAUUAAAAGUCACUGGCAAGUAAGAAACUGCCUGUUGAAAGAUAGAGAAUAGCUGGAACUUUCUCCAGGGGACUCUGUGAUGUGCCUUUUUUCCCCAAAUGCCCAGAUCCAUUGCACUGUGUCUUAUUUAUUUCCUGGUGGGGCUGUCACCUGUUCACCUUGCUAAGGUGAUUUGCCUGUGGACCAGACAAGACUGAUUCACGAGGGUGGCCCUUGCUCCCUGCGACAGAGGGCAUCCACGUUAACCUUCCGGGCCCAAACCCAGUUUUGAACGUGAGGAUGAGAUGACAGUACCAAGGAAAGAUGAAUGGAUUCUUGCUUACUCUAAGGACCUCUCGCUUGGCGAAUCAAUGAUGUGGUCUGCUGAGAAUAAAGGACUUCAAAGAUGAAAA
This is a messenger RNA of Hyaena hyaena (striped hyena), 4578 nucleotides long. It is a transcript of the gene ARHGEF37, whose product is annotated as Rho guanine nucleotide exchange factor 37. The record is from RefSeq and is a predicted model, not a curated record. Gene Ontology annotation, molecular function: protein binding; guanyl-nucleotide exchange factor activity. Lineage: Eukaryota; Metazoa; Chordata; Mammalia; Carnivora; Hyaenidae. Gene Ontology annotation, cellular component: cytoplasm. Bases 72 to 2099 code for a protein of 675 amino acids. The transcript has 13 exons.